CGGGAGUUGCCAUUGUGUAUUGUUGACGAUGUGUGGCUCUUUGUUUUCCUAUAUCUUUGUUUUUUUCUUUCUCCUUCCAGGGCACAAGAGAGGCCAAGCCGGAAGUACAAUCACAUGGGGGAAAGGAUUUAAUCGACUGAGUUUCUGGUCCGUUGUUAUUUUCCUCUCUACCCUGAAAACGUGGUCCCAACUGUUUAGUUCCGCCUUGCAGUUGAUUCUCAAGAUUGUAGUUGCCGGCUUUAAUUUGGAGGUGAAGAGCGAUGCUUUAGUCCUUGGACGGGAAGGGAAGUCUUCAGGGCUAAGGAACAGACAUCAUUUGCUGGGCAGAAUUGCAUUCUCCUUUGCCACCAAUGGGAGAUAUGGCAUCUGAGGAAACCAGACCCCUUUUGAGUACUGAGGUGGAGACAGAACUGCCUGCUCAAAGACCCUCUCCACUGGAGAUCUAUCUGAGCAAGGUCCAAAAUCAGAAUCUCUUCCUGGCUACGUUUGCUGCUGUGCUGGGACCGCUAAGCUUUGGAUUUGUCCUUGGCUACAGUUCGCCGGCUAUUCCGAGCCUAAAGAAAGCUAGCAACCCGGAAUUAAGGUUGGAAGACAUUCAAGCAUCUUGGUUUGGGUCUGUCGUAACGCUGGGCGCUGCAGCAGGCGGGAUUCUGGGGGGAUAUGUCGUGGAUAAAUUUGGCCGGAAGCUUACCUUGAUGCUGUGUGCCAUCCCAUUCGUUUUUGGCUUCACAAUCAUAAUCUCAGCUCAGAAUGUCUGGAUGCUUUAUGUCGGCCGGCUAUUGAACGGCUUGGCGAGUGGGAUAACAUCCUUGGUGGUCCCGGUAUAUAUUUCUGAAAUAGCCCACUCCAAAGUUCGAGGGAUGCUUGGAUCGUGCGUUCAGCUGAUGGUGGUGACUGGAAUCUUGGGAGCUUAUAUAGCAGGCACAGGGCUGGACUGGCGCUGGCUGGCCGUACUGUGUUCCGUCCCACCGUGUUUUAUGCUGGUACUUGUGGCUUUCAUGCCCGAAACGCCUCGCUUCCUGCUGAGCCGGAAUCAGCGGCCAGAGGCCAUUGCUGCUCUGGAGUUCCUGCGGGGGCCCCUGGUGGACCAUGAGUGGGAAUGCAGAGAGAUUGAAGUAAACGCCGAAGGACAGGAGGAGCUGAGUCUGGCCGAGUUUAAGAAUCCAGCCAUUUACAAGCCAUUCUUCAUUGGGAUUGCCAUGAUGUUCUUCCAGCAAGUGUCGGGGAUCAAUGCCAUCAUGUUUUAUGCGGAAACCAUCUUUGAAGAAGCCAAAUUCAAGGAGAGUGGUGCUGCUUCCAUCAUUGUGGGAUCCAUCCAAGUCUUUUUCACUGCUGUGGCUGCUCUUAUUAUUGAUAGAAAAGGUCGAAAAGUCCUUCUGGUCGUAUCAGGGUUCAUUAUGGCUAUCAGUGCUGCCAUCUUCGCGAUCUAUUGCAAAAUGGCUCUCCCAGUCCCCAUCAACUCCUCCCAUGCCAACCCACCAAGCUCCAUUCUGAGUGCUGCUGUUGUGGAAGAAGAUCAUCACCUUGCGUGGUUGGCGGUAUUGAGCCUGGGCCUCUUCGUCAUGGGCUUUGCCUUGGGCUGGGGCCCGAUCCCAUGGCUGUUGAUGUCUGAAAUAUUCCCCCUCCGAGCUCGAGGCGUAGCCAGUGGUGCCUGUGUCUUAACAAAUUGGCUCAUGGCUUUUCUGAUCACCAAGGAGUUCCAUGACCUCAUGGUCUUCCUGACGCCUCAUGGUACUUUCUGGUUGUUUUGUGCCAUGUGUUUCUCCAACGUGCUUUUUACCAUACUCUUCGUUCCUGAAACCAGAGGGAAAAGCCUAGAAGAGAUAGAGGCCUACUUCCAAAGAUCACAUUAGCUGUUUGCAAUCUUAGUGGGAGAACUUUUCCCCUUGGUCUUGGACUUAAGGUGUGGGUGGUGGUGGCUGGUGGGACCCAACCCUUCUUCAGAGAUUUGCACGAAUGUAAAGUCUUCACCGGGUUCAACUGGGUCCAGAGAACUGUCUGGGGUGUAGAAUGUGUGGGCAAGAUGAAAGGCAGGUUCAUUUUGUGUGGGGCAAUGACCUACCACUUUUCAGUAUUACAGCACCACAUACAGUAUUACAGAACGGCAGGCAUUGUUCAGUUUUCUGACAUCUAGAACAAGGUGAUUAAGAAUUGGUUUUGAACAAAACAUUGCUUUUCUCUGUUCGUUGGCCAUGUUCUGUGUGGCCAGCCUUUUCUUCUGCUGAGGACUGUAUUCCUCGGGGGCGGGGGGGCUGAUGGGAGGGUCAUCCUGGUAGUAGGUGGGGCUAGAGCCAAAAGUGGGUGCCCUCUCCCCUGGGCUCAACCCCUUCCUCUUUCUGCCAUCACUACCCCUCUCUACUGUCACUUCCUUUGUCUCUGUGUUUCGAAAGCUCUCACGAACUACCUUCUAAUUCUGUGUAAUCUGGGCCUACUCUAUAGGUGUAGAAGGGUGAGGCAGAGUCCUGAAAAGGCACAUUGAGCAUUGCACACAGCACGCACAAAAAACCUAGCAAAAGAGGGAAACAGGGUCUGACUUAGCCAACGUCACCAGACUAUUUUGCACCCCCAAUGUUUCUCACACAAACAUUUUAAAAUGAGAUGCAUCCAUGCUGUCUGAAGUGGUAUGCUACCAGUUCUUUCCAUGGUAUGUGUAGAUUUUAAUGCAGAGGGGUUUAAAGCUGCCAAAGGUUUGUUCUGAUUUGCACACGAAAGGUCAAACUUGGGCAAUCACGUGGGAUGAUUUUUUUUAAUGAAUGGGUUCAGCAUACUGCUGCCCACUAUUCCCCCCCCCCCCCGGGUUCUUGAGUUCUGUUCAGGAGGUUAGUAGUGCUGUAGCUGGGAAAUGAUAAAUCUCAUUCCCAUUAUUGCAUUUCUUGUCAAUCUCUGCCCCAAGGCGACUCCAUCUAAAACAUGUCAUGGGGUGGAUAGGGAUUGGACCCAGUUCUGCUAGUAAGGUUCCAAAGUCUUCGUUUCCAGACUUCUAAUCUUGUUUUGUGGAAUAAAGUUUCAAGGAAUAUGGUGCUAUGUGGAAUAAACCAAUAUAUUGAAUUCCA
Messenger RNA from Podarcis raffonei (Aeolian wall lizard), 3053 nucleotides. RefSeq names its product solute carrier family 2 member 8 (gene SLC2A8). The transcript is spliced from 11 exons. Gene Ontology annotation, molecular function: transmembrane transporter activity. The coding region runs from base 351 to 1853 and encodes 500 amino acids. Lineage: Eukaryota; Metazoa; Chordata; Lepidosauria; Squamata; Lacertidae. Gene Ontology annotation, biological process: transmembrane transport. Gene Ontology annotation, cellular component: membrane. The record is from RefSeq and is a predicted model, not a curated record.